Molecule: messenger RNA, 2385 nt
Organism: Trichophyton benhamiae CBS 112371
Lineage: Eukaryota; Fungi; Ascomycota; Eurotiomycetes; Onygenales; Arthrodermataceae
Exons: 4
Coding region: 1-2385 (794 amino acids)
Biological process (GO): protein deubiquitination
Cellular component (GO): cytosol; nucleus
Source: RefSeq, a predicted model, not a curated record
AUGAACACUGAUGGCCUUACGUUGGCGGAACGCGAGGAGCACGAGAUGCAGCAUGCGAUAACUGCGUCACUUGGGCACAACAUAGCGUCUGGAGAACAGGAAUCGGGGGUCACUGCGGCGGAAGGUGCGCAGUUUGGUCCUGCGAAUAAGGAAUACUAUGAUACUGAGCUGUGGGCCUUGACGCUACCUAGUAAUGUCUCUAGGGAGAUAUCUAUUGAUCCGGACCCAGAGCUUAGACGGCGGAUAGACGACACGCCUCGAUUUCUUCGACCGGGACCGGAGGCAGACCAUUUCCCUGCCUUUCUGACUAUUCUGCACUCUAUACCCAUAGCCAGGGAAGAGCUCCUUUGGAGAGAUAGGGUGGCUCUAGAUUAUGGCAAUGACAGCCAAUGGUGGAAUGGACAGCCGGCUUUGACUACUCUUGAUCAAGCAGAAGCACCAUGGGAGGAUGCAGUGCAUGAGACUCAACGGCUAAUGGCUUUUCUGGACCGUUCUCAGCGAGCCUUUGGAAGCGCAGAUGUCCUAUCUGGUCUUCCCUCUCUAAAGUGUUGGGGAGGUGAGGACAGAAUAGCUACGUUUUUAAAACUUUGGGAGGAAAUCUCGCCCCCCGCGGAAGGGGAAUUGCCCCAGAAAACAUUUUACUCUAGAGGUGUCAAACAGGCGCUUUCGGAGGACGAAUGUGCCAAUGAACCAUUCUCAUUGCUAGACCUUUCGAUUGAUAGGACCUCUGGAAAGACACUAUAUGACCUCCUAGAUGGACAUAUAUGGUGUGAUAUGCCUGGUAAGGAGUUGGACGAUAUCUGGCUAGAAGAGGUUGCACCUGUUUUUACUAUGCGGAUUACCAAUCACGACGGCAACAGGAUUGAUUUGAAGGUUCCUUCUGUUUGGUAUCCUGACCGGUACAUGAAGCAUUGCAAGGAGUUUGCAGUGGAGCUUAGGAAACGCCGUGUUGUUGUUGACGUUGAGCUGGAGAAGUUGGGGGCGAUGGUUGAUCGAUAUCUAUCUAAGAGGGGAAGCAUCUCUGUUGAUACGUUAGUCCAGAAAGUGCUUGCUGGAUCUCGGGUGGCUCUGACUGGGCCAUACCAGGUCGAUGGAGCUCCGUCUACCACGCAAGAGGAUGUGGUCGAUUUAAUUGAGAAGUUGAAGACAUUAACGGAGCAGAUUACCCAUAAAAUACAAGAGCUGGAAGAAAGAAAGACGCAAGCCAUUGAGAGUCUCCGGCAGUUAUCCAACUGCUUUACUGGCCAGGCUUCGUCUGCAGAGGAAUCACCAAGACAUAAGUAUACCCUUCGCGGAGUAUGCACGGAGCCACACAUAUUUUAUGUGCUGAGACCGCGGAAGCCGGAAUUGGAUCUGAUGACGGACGAUGUUCCCGACGUACCAGCAACCGAGCAAUGGCAGUGGUGGAGGUUCAGCUUCUCAGUUGAUGAUGCGAAAGUCGGCAGCACCAGAUCUGCGAGCCUGAAACCGUCUAAUCAGAUUGAACCGUCCGCGUCCGGACCGACCAGUAGCAAGCCAGUGUCUAGGGCUACGGUAGCCGAUAACGUGGAUAUCGUUGGGUACACGGCGUGCCCCGUGCGAGAGAUUGAAGUGCUCCAUGCGGCAAAGGAGGAAUCUUCGAGUGUUGUUUUGGUUUAUGCCAACGAAGAAGCCAUGAGCUUCGAGGCCGGGGAGCUUCCCGAACCAUUAAAGAACUUUAUCGACAAGGACAAUGAAUUGUUCGAGCAGGAGCUUGCAGAGUUUACUGCCGAAUAUGAAGGAAAGACGAACACGGCCAAACAGGAGGACCUUCUGAUGGAGGAUAUGACUAACGAUGGCGAGGAGGAGACCGGUGAGAAGACAGACGUCAAGGGACAAGAGAUGCAAGAACGAGCAGGACAGCACAGUGCGAGCAUCAUGCCUCCGCCGGGGCUGCCUCGACAGCGAGGUGGUGCUGGUGGCCAGGGGACCUUGAUGGACCAGAUCACGGAGGAGAACGAGCACGACGAGGAUACAAAAACUGACGUCAAACAACAUCGACAACCUGCAAACUACAACAACUACAACAACUGCGGCAACAACAACGCACGAGAGCUUCAGAGGAUAGCUAGGAUGGAGACAGAAUACACUACGAACACUGCUGCAGACACGCUCGAGCUGCUCGAGACUCGCCUUCGACGCAUUGAGUUCCUGCUGACCGGCCAGACGAACUGGGCCGGCGAGCCAGAGCAGGCCUCCGAACCGCCAGCUUCAGUGCGAGAAACAGUCUCUGCCCGGCUAGCCGAGCUCGAGCAUGGCCUCAGACGGCUCUCCGCACGAGUCCCGGCUGUCCAAGAUGUGCUCAAGCUAUGUACACAUGCCAUUGCCUACGAUAUACUUUGUUUAUACGUCUCUAACAGGAGCUAG